Messenger RNA from Nicotiana tabacum (common tobacco), 1368 nucleotides. NCBI's taxonomy places the organism in Eukaryota, Viridiplantae, Streptophyta, Magnoliopsida, Solanales, Solanaceae. The record is from RefSeq and is a predicted model, not a curated record.
AUGGCUGAAGAUUCUGAAUUGUGGGAUGUCAUAUGUGAUGGUCCUUACAUCCUAACAAAGGCACUUAAAGUUGUGGUGAAAAAUUUUCAUGCCAAGAAAAGUUUGGUAUGUGGAAUACGACCUGAUGAGUACAAUAGAAUUUCUGCUUGUGAUACUGCAAAGGAGAUAUGGGAAGCUCUGCAAAUAGCACAUGAGGGAACCACACAAGUAAAGAAAUCUAAGAUUGAUAUGCUCACCACCGAGUAUGAAUUGUUUAGGAUGAAGGACGAUGAAUCUAUUCAAGAUAUGCACACAAGAUUCACCUCUAUCAUAAAUGAUUUACACUCACUCGGUGAAAUCAUUCCUAGAAACAAGCUAGUGAGGAAAAUUCUCAGUAUCCUGCCAAGUACUUGGGAAAGCAAGGUGAAUGCUAUUACUAAUGCAAAGGACCUGCAGGAGCUGACCGUUGACGAGCUGUACUCCAAGUACAACACUGAGAAAGCAACAAAGAGGAACCCGGUUCCUGACAAGGACUUCAAGAGGAAGAGAUCUGCUGACAAUGUGGUGAAACAUACUCUUGCAGCAUGGGGAGACUUCUCUAGUGAGUCUGAAGAUGAAACUAAUGCAUGUGACAACUCCAUGAUGGCAGUUGAAAGUGAGGAAAAUGAAUAUGAUUCAAUAUUUUCUUUGAUGGCCCAAUCAGAUUAUGAUGAAGACGAUAACAACAGUGAGGUAAAUUUCAGGGAUGUUCAAAAAAAUAUGAAAUCCUGCUCUUCUAAGAAACUCAUAUCUUUAGCUAGUGUAUUGGUUGAUUCCUAUCAUAGUCUUGUGGAGGAUAAGUCCUUGACCUUAGAGCUAGGAGAAGCUGAACAAACUAGAGAUGAUCUGGUAGUGUGUGUAGUUGAUCUGAAGGAAACCAUUUGUGAGAUGGAGAAAGAAAAAUUUGUUUUAACCAAAAACAUUGCUAACAUAGAACAUGAAAGAGAUGACUUAGUGUUUGUAGUUGUUGACCAUAAGGAAACGAUUGAAAACUUUAGAAAAGAAAGAGAAGCUUUAAUGAAGAGAGCGAUUGAGAUUGAGGAAGAAAGAGAUGAUCUCUUGUUCAAAAUGUCUGGCUUGGUAAAUAGAGUCGGGAAUGGCAACCUCAAAAACCACGGAGAAAAUGGUAUGGCUGAACUAGUCAUUGGCGCGCCACUGCGGAACCCCGAUAAUGCACUUGGAUCAGUUCCGGCGGAUGCGAUUUCGCAAGAUGCUCAACAAGUCGACGAAACCUCACACACCGACGGAAGCAUACAACAUACCGACCAACAGGAAGCCCAAAAAACCCCAGCCCGGGAAGAACAAAAAGUUAAUCUUCAUGUUAUUUUUGAAAUGUUGCAGGCAAAAUAG